Messenger RNA from Siniperca chuatsi (mandarin fish), 1652 nucleotides. RefSeq names its product transmembrane protein 120Aa (gene tmem120aa). Gene Ontology annotation, biological process: fat cell differentiation. The record is from RefSeq and is a predicted model, not a curated record. The transcript is spliced from 12 exons. Bases 114 to 1160 code for a protein of 348 amino acids. Gene Ontology annotation, cellular component: membrane. Lineage: Eukaryota; Metazoa; Chordata; Actinopteri; Centrarchiformes; Sinipercidae.
GACAGGAAGUCGUUCUUGUUCGUUGGUUUAGCUUUGACACACAGUACAACUGUUGCUCAGCGGAGCGUGAAUAUUACCCAACUCCAGGAGAUUUCCUGAUGUCAAAGUAGAAAAUGUUGUCCAGUCCAACGGGUUUAACUGAAUGUUUACGCGAAUGGGAGGAUUUAGAGAAGAACUACCAACAAAUUCAGGACACCCAUCGUCUAUACAAACAGAAACUUGAGGAAGUGGCCAAACUGCAAGAGAGCUGCUCUGGUGCUAUAGCACGUCAGAGGAAGAAACUGAAAGAGCUCACUGGAUCUCUAAAAGAAUGCAAAGAAAACCAUCCAUCACCCAAAUUAGGUCCAGAUGAAGUGGAUGCCAUUGCUGAAAUCGAGUACUCCAUGAAAGACAGAGCAAAUGCUUUCUCUGAGAUGGAAGCUUUUCUGCCAAAGAAGAACGGGUUAUACCUCACUCUUGUUUUAGGAAACGUCAAUGUAACACUCCUCAACAAACAGUCAAAAUUUGCCUACAAAGAUGAAUAUGAGAAAUUUAAACUGGUCCUCACGGUCAUCCUCUUCAUGUUCUCCUUCACGUGCCGCUUUUUGUUCAGCUACAGAGCCCUAGAUGCCAUGUUCAACUUCCUGUUGGUGUGGUACUACUGCACACUCACCAUCCGGGAGAGUAUCCUCAUCAGCAACGGCUCAAGGAUCAAAGGUUGGUGGGUUUUCCAUCACUAUGUGUCAACCUUCCUGUCUGGAGUCAUGCUCACUUGGCCUGAAGGUGUUCUCUACCAGAUGUUUAGGAACCAGUUCCUAACAUACUGCCUAUACCAAAUAGGCUUUGUCCAGUUUCUCCAGUACUACUACCAGAGUGGCUGUUUGUACAGACUCAGAUCUCUGGGAGAAAGACACAACAUGGACCUUACAGUCGAGGGUUUCCAGUCCUGGAUGUGGAGAGGCUUGACCUUCCUCCUUCCUUUCUUGUUCUUUGGUCAUUUCUGGCAGCUCUACAACAGCAUAACACUCUUCAGGAUGUUUCAGCUCCCAGAGUGUAAAGAGUGGCAGGUUGUGAUGUGCGGCUGCUCUUACAUGGUGCUCUUCAUGGGAAACUUCUUCACCACACUGGGAGUGGUUUACCAGAAAUACAUGAACAACCAGGACAAGUCCAAGACCUUAUAGGACUGUUAUAAUGAACAGGGCAGAAUCACCAAAAAUCCUCCUGUUUAUGGAACAGAAAAUUUGCAAAGUUACCAUAGCUCUAAUAUUCUCUUUAGAGCCCUUUAUUGAUGUUAUGAUUGUUGUCUUUGUGGACCAUUUACCUGUACUGCUACUCUUCUCAAUGUGCUUUUGAUUUUAAGUCCUUUUGAUUUUUGUGUAAAUGAUGGUCAAAGCAACAUGUUGUACAGGUAGGCCAUUGACAUUGUCACAUGGACCUGUCAAAAAAAACAACAAAAAAAAACAAUCAGCUACUUGGCAGGUCUUGCUAAGUAACACUGUAAGGUUGUUUCAGUAUGAUUUUCUGUCUUGGUCAGGUCUGAUAAAGAAGUGUUACUGAAUAAAGAAAUAAUGUUAUUUUCAUCAUAUUUAUUUAAGGAAAUCAAUAGUUUGUUACUCAGCAGCUGCUAUAUAUUUUACAGAAAGUGCUUAAUAAAACACUCCUCUAAACCCCCA